Naegleria fowleri is the source of this 1629-nucleotide messenger RNA. RefSeq lists its product as uncharacterized. The transcript has a single exon. Lineage: Eukaryota; Heterolobosea; Eutetramitea; Acrasida; Naegleriidae. The coding region runs from base 1 to 1629 and encodes 542 amino acids. Gene Ontology annotation, molecular function: protein binding. The record is from RefSeq and is a predicted model, not a curated record.
AUGUCAGAUCCGCUCGCUGAUGAUCGAAGGCUUGCCGCUGAGAAGAGAAAUCAAUGGUUGUCAUCAAUUCAUGCGAGUAGUAGUAGUAGUAAUAAUAACUCUUCUUCAUCAAUACCAUCAUCAACAAGACCACAACAGGGUCAUGCUGUAACAACACAGAAUGAUAAUCAGUACCAUCAGAACAAUAACAACAAUACCACUGAUGGACAGAAUUACCAUCAUGCCAAUCCUACGUUAUCCGAAUCAACAUCCACAACAUUUUCCAAACCCAAAUUAAAAUUAAUUGAAAAAUCCACACAAGAUAUUAUCAAAGAAAGAGAAGAAGAAUUAAAUCGUUUCUCUGAUAUUUUAAAUCCACUCACUGAAAAAAAGAAAUUUAUUGAAAAAUUAAAAAAAGAACAAGAACAAGCAAUGAAAAAAGAAAGACAAGAAAAAGAAAAAUUAUUAAAAGCAUAUCGAACAGAUCCUCAUAUUGGUAAAAAAACAAUUAGUAUUGAUUAUCCAAAUAUUGAUAAUAGAAUGGCAUUAAAUUCACCAACAAAACCAUCAGAAUCACUUGAAACUAUUUUUGAAUCUGUAGAGAGUAAUGAUCUGUAUUCUGAACCAUGUAUUAUUCAAAUUCGAUUCAUUGAUGGUACAAUUACAAAGGCUAAAUUUAAUUCCAAUGACAAGUUAACUCAAGUAUGUCAAUAUAUAUUUUCAAGUGAAAAAGGAAAGGAUUAUAAAAAUAUUAGAAUUCGAAUACCAGCUGCAAGAAUAUUACAGAGUGGUGGUAAUAGUGGUAAUCAUGGUGGUAAUAGCGGUGGUGGCAAUGGUGGUGAUAUCACAUCUACUAGUCAUUCAAUUGAAUUCUCCACAUCUACUACUAUUAGUUAUUUUAAUAACACCAAUAUGUCUCUCUACACAUUGGAACAAUUAAAUCUAUGUCCAAAUGGUAACAUUAUUAUUGAGAAUGAUAUGACUGAUUAUGGAUUUGGAGAGAAAGAUUUAAAAUCUGACAAGACAUCAGAGCCAAUGAAUUAUUUACCUGUUGAAUAUUUUUUACAAUAUGCUGGAUCAAGUUAUCGAUUAAAAGGAGAUACAUGGGAAGAAAAACAAAAAUUUAGAGAGAGACAAAGAGAGAAAGAUGUCAAACAAUGUAAAUUAGAAAAGAUUCAAAAGAAGAAGGAACUUGAUAUGGUCAGAAAGAGAUUAGAAGAAGAUAAAAAGGAGAGAAAUGAAAAGAAACAUCAAUUAUUGUUGUCAUCGAAUGUACAUGAAACAAGUACAACCAAAGACAUUCAUUUAUCCUCUCUGAUCAAUGAUAAGGACGACAAGUCUCAUCAUUAUGACUCCUUGAAGAACUUUUUCACCGUUCAUUCAUCUUGUUCUAUUCAAGUGAGAUUACCUCAUGGUGGCAGUAUUGUGAGAAUUGAUUCAUUACUUGGAGGAAAUACUUUAAAAGAUUUAUUUGAUGCGAUUCAACAGAAUAGUAGUGCUGUGAAUGUGUCCAUGAAUGAUUGUGUAUUUAUUGUUCAAUUUCCACAUGCUGAAUAUGAUUCGAGUGUAUUUAAGAGAAUCACCUUAUUGGAUGCCAAACUGGUUCCAAGAGGAUCCAUUGUGUUAGAGUCUAACAGAAGAAGGGAGUGA